Messenger RNA from Australozyma saopauloensis, 834 nucleotides. RefSeq names its product retromer subunit. Lineage: Eukaryota; Fungi; Ascomycota; Pichiomycetes; Serinales; Metschnikowiaceae. The coding region runs from base 1 to 834 and encodes 277 amino acids. Gene Ontology annotation, biological process: retrograde transport, endosome to Golgi; intracellular protein transport. Gene Ontology annotation, cellular component: endosome; retromer complex. The transcript has a single exon. The record is from RefSeq and is a predicted model, not a curated record.
AUGCUUACUCUAGCUAUCGGAGAUUUCUUCAUACCAGAACGAGUGAUAGAACUACCAUCGAAGUUUUGCAAGCUCUUGUCGCCCAAUGCGCCCGCUGUGCCAUCCAAUCCGAAGAUUGCCCAGGUGCUUUGCCUUGGAAACAUAACCCAAUCUGCAUCCACUCUUCGAUUCCUAAAUGACCUAUCCCCAUCAUUUCACAUAGUGCGUGGAGAAUUUGACAACUAUAAUAUCUUGUGUCAGCAGCUUGCGAACUUGGGCCACAAGUCAUCCAAUCCACUACCGUUCUACAAAGUUGUAACAGCAGAUAACUUCCGCAUUGGAUUUACUUCAGGCUAUCAGGAUGUACCACGUCAUGAUCCAUUACUGUUACUGACAUUUGCUCGUGAAAUUGAUGUCGAUAUCUUGAUAUGGGGAGGUGCUCAUCAUGUUGAAGCAUACACUCUAGAUGGGAAAUUCUUUAUCAAUCCUGGCAGUGCCACUGGGGCUUACACAUUUGAUUGGCCAGAGAUUGAGGAGAAGGAUGAUGACGAGGACGAGGACGACGAGGAGACCACUUUAGCUCCAUCCAAUGCCAAGAGUAGCGGAGGCAGCGAAGAUCAAGGCGACAAGGAAGAGUCUGAAUCCGAUGAAGUUGAGAGAAAACUGAGCGAGGAUGACAAGGAAAAAGAAAUAGAAGACAAGCAGGAUCCAUGCGAGCUAGAGCCUCUUGAGGAAUACAGCACACCCUCUUUCUGCCUCUUGGAUACUCAUGGCUCGCUGUGUACCCUUUACAUCUAUACCCAGGUCAACGGCGAGAUUAAGGUUGAUAAAGUAAUGUAUCAGAAAGAUGAAUAA